Messenger RNA from Komagataella phaffii GS115, 2775 nucleotides. RefSeq names its product Transportin, cytosolic karyopherin beta 2. Gene Ontology annotation, biological process: protein import into nucleus. The transcript has a single exon. The record is from RefSeq and is a predicted model, not a curated record. The coding region runs from base 1 to 2775 and encodes 924 amino acids. NCBI's taxonomy places the organism in Eukaryota, Fungi, Ascomycota, Pichiomycetes, Pichiales, Pichiaceae. Gene Ontology annotation, molecular function: small GTPase binding; nuclear import signal receptor activity. Gene Ontology annotation, cellular component: cytoplasm; nucleus.
AUGUCAUAUUGGACCCCCGAUCCACAGGCUGUCGAACAGCUUCAGUUGAUAUUGAAUGGGACUGUUUCUGGUUCUCAAAGUAUCAUUGCAGAGGCUACCGAGGCCCUGACGCAAGCGCGUCAACAACCCGACUUUGAGAAUUAUCUACUGCACAUACUCCUAAGCAAUAAUGGCACAGACUCUCAGAUUAGGGCAUCGGCUGGGCUAACCCUAAAGAAUAGUAUCAUGCUCAAAGAAUUUGCCGAAAAGCCAGAUAGUGUUAAACACCACAUUUUGAAUGAGAUACUCAAGGGUCUAGUGGAUAGUGACUCUUUAGUGAGAAACAUUACUGGUAAUGUUGUCACAUCUCUAUUUUCCCUGUUCGGAGUCAAAGGCUGGCCACAAGUCCUUGUCCAGCUGCUAGAUCUUGCCUCUAGUGAGGGACAAGAAAAAGCUCAAGAGGGAGCCAUUAACGCUUUAGCCAAGAUCUGCGAGGAUUCCUCGGUGGAUCUAGACAAAAGCUACAAUGGUGAGACACCUUCCGAGUUUAUAGUUCCUAGGCUAUUACAGCUCAUGAACUCUCCAAUUCCACGCGUUAGGGCCAAAAGUGUCACUUGUAUUAAUCUCUUUUUAUUGAUUAAAAGUUCUGCUAUCAUGAGUCGCUUGGAUGAAUACAUGCAGAAAUUGUUUGUUUUAGCUACUGACCAGGAUGGCAGUGUUAGAAGAAGUAUCUGUACUGCUUUCGUGGACAUCUUAGACGCAGAUCAGAUAAAACUUCAGCCUCACUUGGACGGCGUAAUAAACUACUGUCUACACUCUGUAAAUGAUCAGGAUGAAGAAGUAGCCCUGGAAGCUUGUGAAUUUCUUCUCGGCCUCUCCACUUCGUUGUUGGAUGAAUCCUUGUUGGUUAAAAAGUUACCACAGAUUAUCCCCACUCUGCUUAGCAAGAUGGCAUACUCAGAAUUAGAUAUCUUUUUGAUUGAGAAUCAAGAUGCAAAAGAUGAUGCCACUGAAGCUGAUAGAGAUGAAGAUAUCAAGCCACAGAUGGCCAAAAGUAAAAACAGCAACCGUGCUACUUCUUCGAAAAAGGAGAGAGAUACCAGCCAGUUAGAAGACAACAAUGAUUCUGAGGACGACAGUGAUGACGAUGAUGGAUCAGAUCUAUCUGAGUGGAACCUCAGAAAGUGUGCUGCUGCUACACUUGAUGUACUGGCCACCAACUUCCCCCAAGAGGUGUUAGAUAUUGUUUUCCCUAUUGUCAGGGAGCGUAUAAUGUCUCCGGAAUGGCCUGUCGUUGAGGCUUCGUUGCUUGCUUUAGGUGCCAUUGCAGACGGUUGUAUUGACCUUGCAAAACCUCAAUUACCUGAAUUAAUACCAUUUUUCGUUGAGAAGUUGAAGGCUCCGCAACCCCGUGUCCGUCAGAUUACUUGCUGGACUCUUGGAAGAUAUGCCCAAUGGGUUUGUACUGAGGCUGGAUCUGGAGGAAGAUAUGGAGCUUACUUUUUGCCCACCUUCCAAGCUAUAAUGACUUGUGCUCUUGAUAAUAAAAAGGUUGUUCAGGAAAGUGCUUGUUCGUCCUUGGCCAAUUUUGUUGAAGCUACAGACCAAUCAAUGAUUACGCCACUAGUUGAGCCUCUUUUGUACCACUUCCAGCAAUGUUUCAAGACUUACCAGAGGAAAAAUUUGAUCAUCCUCUAUGAUGCUGUGCAAACUUUUGUGGAGAAGGCAGGUGAAAUGAUUCAGGCAAACGAAGGCUAUAUCAGUUUACUUCUUCCUCCUCUUAUUGAAAAAUGGCAACAAUUCAGCGAUGAUGACCAAGACCUAUGGCCAUUGUUAGAGUGUAUGUCCACAGUUGCUGCGUCUUUAGGAGAAUCAUUUGCUCAGUAUGCUGUUCCUGUGUACGAGAGAGCUAUCAACAUAUUGCAAACCUGUGUUGAACAAGACCAAAGAUGUCAGACUAGUGAGCUGAUAACUCCGCCAGAGAAAGAUUUUAUAGUCACAUCCAUCGAUUUGAUUGACGGUUUGGUUCAGGGAUUGACUACUCAUAGUGCUGAGCUCAUUAAGCAGUUCAAUAGCAACGAAAGGAACUUGAUGCAUUUGCUGCUGAUCUGUUUUGAGGAUUCUUUUGACGACGUCCGUCAAUCCGCAUUUGCACUGCUUGGAGACUUGUCUAUUUUUUUGCUGAAUGACAUAGUCAAACCAUACUUGCAUCAAGUCAUGAUCUGCAUUGACAAUGAAAUCAAACACCGUAACUACAACAGUAACGCUGUUUGUAAUAAUGCCACUUGGGCUUUGGGUGAAAUUUCUAUGCGACUUUCCAAGGAGGAAAUAACGCCAUAUCUUCCUAGUUUUGUCUCGCUGUUGAUUCCACUCUUAGAAGCUUCAGAUAUGCAGAGUACUGUCCUUGAAAAUGCUGCAAUUACCAUCGGCCGCAUGGGAAUCUCUUCCAACGAAGCUCUUGCUCCCUAUGCUAAUGAUUUCAUCAAUCAAUGGUGUAAACUUAUGCUAUACUUGGAGGAGAACGAAGAAAAAGAAACAUCUUUUAUUGGAAUGUGCAGGAUAUUAUCAGUUGAUCCCAGGAACUUGGUCAUAUCGAAUAGACAGGCCGGAUUAGCAGGACUCACUAAUUUUCUCCGCUGUGUGUUAUACUACGAAUCUCCUAGUGAAGAACUCUAUAGAAUGUUUUUCACUUUGUUGAAUGGAUUCAGCGCUUACUUCGGUUCUGAAUGGAACGUGAUAGUGUCUGCUUUAGACCAGCAAGAGAGAGAUUUGCUUCAGGCACGGUACAACGUUUAA